Effrenium voratum is the source of this 512-nucleotide messenger RNA. Lineage: Eukaryota; Dinophyceae; Suessiales; Symbiodiniaceae. The record is from the annotation of a GenBank genome assembly.
GGAGAUAUGAUUUGCCAAAGAUGUGCAUUCGCCUCUCUUCGGUGGCUCAGGCCGACCACAUUGGCCAGGUUGGCAUCAGCAUCCGAGGUGCCUUUUGGCAUUGCCAAAGAUGCAAAGCCCAGAGAUGGAGUCAAAAAGCGUGAAGAGAUGUCCAAAGAAGAGAUGUCCAAAGAAGGGCAAUCCAGGCCGCACAGCAGAUCAUUUCGGUCGGUGUGUCCCUUCACAGUGCACCGAACAGCCUCGGACAACAUUCCGGUCUACGUGACCAGGCGAAAGAAUCGCACAGAGGAUGUCACCGUCGUCAAAAAGGUGAGAGGUGACCGGGAAGCUCUGAAGCGUGAGAUCGAGUUCCUGUGCGGGACUCGAGCGUCAUACGGGAAGAGCGGCUUCCUGGAGGUGGUUGGCAAUCACAGACGGGCCAUCAAGGGAUACCUGCGCAGCAUCGGCUAUUAAGCUGAAAAGGCUCAGACGCGGACAGCUGAAAUGAAAUCAGGUGAGCUAUUUGUUCAGUG